AUGAGAUCGGCUAUUGGACAGCGACCGCGUCGCAACAAGCCAGUCCAGUUCAACGAAGCGACCUGCGAGACCUUAUGUAGCGAAACCUGCGAUCCAUAUGCCGUCCCGAAGAUGACAUACCGGGGCUCCUUGCCUUCGGGGCAUGCCUUCAACGGCCAGCAGAACGCUCCCCAACCGUAUCACGACCCCUACGGCAACGGCAACGGGAAUGGCAGCGGCAAUGGCCAGGCCCCAAACUACCCGAAUGCUGCAUACGGCAGCCACGGCCAGGCGCAACCUGUCCAAAGGAAUUAUCAUCACUCGCCGGCACCCACGCCUGCUCCCAUCCUCCCAGCGCCUACGCCGAUGGGCAUGCAAGCCAACGGAUAUGGACAGUUUCCUGCGUAUGGCGGCACCUUUCCGCAGCAGCAACAGCAGCAGCAGCAGCAGCAACAGCAACCGCACUACCCCAAUCACCAUCAGACGCAGCAACCUUUUCUUCAUAACAACUCGAUGAACGUACAAUUCCCGCCUACUCACUCUCCGUUUCCUCAGCAUACCCACGUCUCCCGAUCACCCGCGCUCGCAACGGCGCCAACGCCGACGCCGACACCACCCGUAUACGCCGAGUACCAGCCGACGCCGCAGCCGCAACACCUACCGCAAUUCCAACCACAAUUUCAGCAACCGCCGCAGCCGCCCCCUCAAUCACAGCAGCAGCAGCAGCAGCAACAACAACAACAUAGUCCGCAGGUCUUUCCAGCAGUGCCCCAGUAUGCACAGUUCUCUCAGCCGACCGUAAGCCAACCUCAGGGUGUGCCGGUUCUGCACCACCAGGCCCUGCCGGAACCUUCUCAAGCCCAGCGAAGCCCUGAACCCAAUUUCGCCAACUCGCCCACUGUACAACCCGCAAGAUCUCCCAGCAUCGCCAGGAAGUCGCCUGCUAUAUCCUCGAUGAACUCUCCUGCGAUUUCCUCUCGGGGUUCCCCGGCCUUGUCGACGAAAGCGAGAUCGUACGACACGACCACGAUCCUUAUACAUGUGGCAGAAGAGUGUUUUGAGAAGGCACGCCGUGGGGUGCAGAGAGUCACGGCGUCGGGCUCGGACGAACAGGUGCGCGAGUACCAGAAGUUGAUUACGACCGGGCUGGCUUGUCUCGAGGCCGCCUUCCAAAGCAACCGACUUUCUCCGAGGCAGGAGGCAAAAGCGAGGCUCCGAUAUGCGUCCAUCUUGUGUGACGAGACAGAAAACCUUCAAGAGGCGGAAACGGCCUUGAGCAAGGGUAUCACCAUUUGCGACAAGCACAGAUACGCCGAUCUUAAGUACUGCAUGCAGUACCUUUUGUUGAAGGUCCUGUUCCAACGAAAUCAAAAGGCAGCCUUCAUCGCCAUUGACAAGAAUCUCUCGGAUUGCCUAACUUUCAAACACAUUCACUGGGUAUACGCCUUUCGUUUGUUAAAAGCCACAUUCCAUGUCCAUGCAGGUAGUCCGCCCGACGCCGCAGUACUGGACAACUUGCGUGCAAUUGCUACCCUCGCGGGCCAACGAGGCGACCACGCUAUGGUUGUGUUUGCUUCUCUUCUAGAAGGCUUAUCGGUUUUGAGAACUGUUCGUCCAGACACCGUUGAACGUGUGCAAACCUGUCUGGCGCAGGCUACCAAAUACCAGCUGGACCCGUCUGUCCAGAUACCACAGUUAGACGUUCUGACACUCCUGCUUGACCUUGCUUGUAGCAUGCAUCAGAAGACGCCGGACAUCCUGAUUCACAAACUCCGGUCACUACAAGCAAAGCUGGAUGCAAACUUGGGGUCCCAGACUUGGACCGACCUAAACCCGGAGAUCCUGAUCCCCAUCAAGAAGCACAAUGUUACCUCAGCAACUCUUAGCGACGACACCUCUGCGAUUCUCCGGGCCGGAGCCUCUGAUAGCCAGCAUGAUUACAUCGUGAUGACUUUUCUCAACAGACUUGAGAUCGUUGUCUUAACGUACACAUUUAGUGGUUUGGCUGGCAUGUACCGACCUGGAUCGGACCCAAAGAGAAGCCAUGAGUUCUGGAGAGAGGGCUUCGAUGUACUGGCAAAGUGGAAUAAGGAGAUUGCCCCCAGUGUCCCCGCGGCAUCGCUACGGGAGUCCAUGGAGCAGGCCAAGUGGAGAACCGAGAUUUUCUGCUACCUUCAGGCCUUGACGGGAUUGUAUUUUGCAACCCACAGCCAAUGGUCCAAGGUCGAGCAGUGCGUGGCACAGUUGCAGCAGGCGAUCACACCAACUGUGAAUGAGAUAUUCAACGUAUUCUCGCUCUACCUUUCCGGGGUGUACCAUCAAGGCACCGGCGAUCUCGAGACGGCGCUCCUCUUGUUCGAAGACGAGAGAUUGAGCAUCCACGCAGGCCGCGGAGGGCCAGGUGGCAGGAAACCUGCCAAGCUGGAGAUUUGCAUACUCGCCGCCUUGAACCGUAUCUGGAUUCUCCAGGACUCUUCAUAUCGCGAUGAGAUGACAUCCACCGACCUCUUGGAGCAGUUGCGGCCAAUGUGUACUGAACACCAAGAUCCGGACAUUCGAACGGCUUUCAACCUCGUUCAGGCGACGGCCAAUACAAUACCCCCUCCCUCGAUGCACCAAAUCAAAACGAGCAUAACGAACUCGUUGAACGGUUCAAAGGUGACAGGGAACACGCACUGUCUGGCGAUAGCUCUGAGCAUCAUGCGAUUCAGACUAUUUGACAAUGUGGUCGGCGAGCAGGCGCUCAAGAGUGCGAGGGCAGCAUCGACACAGGCGAAGCGUAGCGGAAACCUACUCUGGAUGAGUGUUGCGGACGGCAUGCUGGCUGACUCUUUUGAAGUCCAAGCACUAUUUGCGGACGCAGAGGCUGCACGUCAGACCGCGACAGAGUAUGCGUCCCAUGCAUUUACUGGAAAGGAGUAG
Messenger RNA from Colletotrichum higginsianum IMI 349063, 2901 nucleotides. RefSeq names its product Mitochondrial membrane protein Pet127. Gene Ontology annotation, biological process: maintenance of mitotic sister chromatid cohesion; mitotic sister chromatid cohesion. Lineage: Eukaryota; Fungi; Ascomycota; Sordariomycetes; Glomerellales; Glomerellaceae. Gene Ontology annotation, molecular function: double-stranded DNA binding. Gene Ontology annotation, cellular component: chromatin; SMC loading complex. The record is from RefSeq and is a predicted model, not a curated record. The transcript has 5 exons. The coding region runs from base 1 to 2901 and encodes 966 amino acids.